UACACCGUUUGAGCGAGUUUGACAGAACCUUAAAUAAACAGCUUCAUCUAAAUCUUCAUUUGAUAGUAAUCGACUUUUUUGCGGUCUUUAGUAUUUUCAUUACUACACAUUUUUUCAAUUUUUUCUCUUUCUCUUUUCCAUCUUCUCAACGUACGGUCACUGAUUUUAUAUUCAUCAAUUACACGCUGCUAUAAAAUGUAUGGUAAAAUAAUACGCUUGUAAUACUCUUGGUUUUAAAAUGAUAUUAUUGAGUGAAUAAUCACAGCUAUAACUGGUCAUAUAUAAAAAUGAUAUUAAUUAUGAAAUCCAUGUAAAAGUAUAAACUGUUUGACUUUUCAUGUAAUUAUGUACUUUUUAUCUUAUCAUUUCAUAAGUAACAUUAAUUGAUAUAGAAUAAUCAGUACUUUUUUUGAAAAUCAACAAUAAACAUAUAAAUAUAGUUAAGUGAGCUAUAAUGAUAUAGAUGUAGUCAAAGUACACGCAGCAAUUGUGUUUUAUCUAGACAUACUAAUAAAAUAAAAGUUAUGUCUCUUACCAGUUGUAAUCAAUCUAUCAAGCUAUAAGUAGUCAUAUGUAUAUAUCUUAUACUGCGUAUAACCGCAAAUUUUUCUACGACUGAUCUUUGACGUCGCAAUUGUUGAACUAUUGAUUUUUGUUUUAUUUUAAAAUAAAAAAUAACUGAAAUGGUCCGAGCUUGGUACAUGGACGAUAGUUCCACUGAUCAACGUUUAGAACAUCACAGAAUACCUCCGAAGUAUAUUUCUUUAUCUGAAUUGUUUAAAAUCACUGGAGUAGAACAUUUUAAGAUUGACCCACAAAACUAUGAAACAGAUAAAAUUUUACAAGAAUUAAGAUCAGAAAGGGGAUACUCAUAUGAGGAUGAGAUUGAGUGUUCUCAAGAAUGUUUGGAUAAUUAUGAAAAAAAAUUGAAAACUUUUUUUACUGAACAUCUUCAUACUGAUGAAGAGAUUCGUUUAGUAUUGAGCGGAUCAGGAUAUUUUGAUGUUCGAGAUGAAAAUGAUGAAUGGAUUAGGAUUGAAGUUAAACCUGGAGAUUUAAUUAUUAUCCCCAGUGGAAUAUAUCACCGAUUUACGCUUGAUAUAAAUAAUUAUAUAAAAGCUAAACGUUAUUUUGUUGGCGAACCAAUAUGGCUGCCUUAUAACAGACCUGCUGAUGAAAUGGAGUGUCGUCAAAAGUAUCUUGACCGUUUAAAAAAUAAUUUUCGCACAAGUGCUCAAGAAAUCAUAUCAAUGUUAUAUAUAACUAUAAAACUUGUAAAAAUUAAUGUUGUUAAAAAGUAAAUAGUUCUUGAAUUUGAGAA
Microplitis demolitor is the source of this 1321-nucleotide messenger RNA. RefSeq names its product acireductone dioxygenase (gene Adi1). Gene Ontology annotation, molecular function: acireductone dioxygenase [iron(II)-requiring] activity. The transcript is spliced from 5 exons. NCBI's taxonomy places the organism in Eukaryota, Metazoa, Arthropoda, Insecta, Hymenoptera, Braconidae. The record is from RefSeq and is a predicted model, not a curated record. Bases 684 to 1301 code for a protein of 205 amino acids.